Messenger RNA from Setaria italica (foxtail millet), 1711 nucleotides. RefSeq lists its product as uncharacterized. Gene Ontology annotation, molecular function: phosphoric diester hydrolase activity. The record is from RefSeq and is a predicted model, not a curated record. The coding region runs from base 294 to 1304 and encodes 336 amino acids. NCBI's taxonomy places the organism in Eukaryota, Viridiplantae, Streptophyta, Magnoliopsida, Poales, Poaceae. Gene Ontology annotation, biological process: lipid metabolic process. The transcript is spliced from 2 exons.
GAGCAGCGAACCAAACCCCCAUCUCUUCUUGUAACUUGCAAGCCAAAACAAAAAAAAAAAUCUCGGCCGGCCUGCCAUCGGUUCCCAGCAGGCAGCAGCAUAGCCUCACCUAACGCCAAUCGGACCAUCCAACGAAACCGAAAUCUUUGAGGAAACAGCUGCGGAGCUCGCAAGAACACCACGCCUCGCUUCCCCGUUCCUCCUCCGAUCCGGAUCGAUCAGCCAAGGCCAAAGCCCCUACAGAUCAACCAUCGGCACAUGUCAGAGCUCGAGGCGAGGAUCCUAUAUUUAUAAUGGCCGCCUCCAAUAGCUCUGGCAAGAACGGCACCAACCCGCUGGAAGCCAUGGGCGCCUUCUUCGCGAAGCAGGUCGACCGGCGGAAGCUGGUCACCACCGAGAAGCAGGCGCUGGCCACGCGCCUGUCGUCGUCCGGCGACACGUUCCCGGGCUCCGACCACCGGCCGGCGGACCGGAAGAAGUGGAUGGCGGAGCUGGGCGCCGACAGGGUGCGCGUGCACCAGGUGGUGUGGCCGGGCACCCACGACUCGGCCACCAACAAGAUCGGCGUCCCGCUGGUGACCCGCCCCUUCGCGCGGUGCCAGUCCAUGUCCGUGUACGAGCAGCUGUCCAUGGGCACGCGCGUCAUCGACGUGCGCGUCCAGGAGGAGCGCCGCGUCUGCCACGGCAUCCUGGCCACGUACCCCGUCGAUGUCGUGCUCGACGACGUGAGGCGGUUCCUGGGCGAGACCGAGCAGGAGGUGGUCAUCCUCGAGGUGCGCACAGAGUUCGGGCACGAGGACCCGCCCGAGUUCGCCAAGUUCCUGGUGGAGAAGCUCGGGGAGGAGAACCUGAUCCCGCAGGACGAGGCGGUGUUCCACAAGACCAUCGCGGAGCUGCUCCCGCGGCGGGUGAUAUGCGUGUGGAAGCCACGCAAGUCGCCGGCGCCCAAGCCCGGGGAGCCGCUGUGGAGCGCGGGGUACCUCAAGGACAACUGGAUCGACACGGACCUGCCGGAGACCAAGUUCGAGAGCAACGUCAAGUUCCUGGGGCAGCAGCCGCCGGUGGCGGACCGGAGGUUCUUCUACCGGGUGGAGAACACGGUGACGCCCAAGGCAGACAACCCGGUGCUGUGCGUGUGGCCGGUCACCAAGCGCAUCCACGGGUACGCGCGCCUCUUCAUCGCGGAGGUCUUCGCCAAGGGCCUCGGCGACAAGCUGCAGGUGUUCUCCACCGACUUCAUCGACGGCGACUUCGUCGACGCCUGCGCCGGCGUCACCAAGGCGCGCGUCGAGGGCACCGCCUGACCGCGAAAUCGACCAGCGGUACGUGUUCCCGGUUGGGCUUCGUAGUAAUUAGAGGAGUCGCCGCGAUUACAGGCUGGCAGGGUCAAUCCGUUGGCCUCGUUGGACUAGUGGAGCAGAGCAUUACGGUAUUGUCUUGUGGAAGUGUAUCCGUAGCGUAGGCCUCGUGUACGUCGUUGCCUGUAGCGAUUCAGGCGUACGGCCAUUGCAGUAUGUGAACAGUUAGCGUACAGUGUGUUGUGUGUUUACAGGAGCAUGUGAUUCGUGUUAUUUCUUCAAGUUUAAUAAUGUGUGUACAUCAUGUACUGUGCAUAGUGAUGAAUUGCUCGUGGGGGCUUGAUUGUGUACAAAGGAAUAAACAGAAGGAAGGUUCGCUUUGUUCGGAUGAAUUCUUGAGAUCUUAUUUAUAA